Saccoglossus kowalevskii is the source of this 1480-nucleotide messenger RNA. RefSeq names its product alpha-tocopherol transfer protein-like. NCBI's taxonomy places the organism in Eukaryota, Metazoa, Hemichordata, Enteropneusta, Harrimaniidae. Gene Ontology annotation, cellular component: membrane. Gene Ontology annotation, molecular function: phosphatidylinositol bisphosphate binding. The record is from RefSeq and is a predicted model, not a curated record.
AUGUCGGACACGAAUAAACCGUACGUGUGUACACUGAGCAAAGAACUGCAGGAAAAGGCAAAGAAAGAACUUCACGAAACACCAGAGGGUCGGGAACAAGGUUUGAAAGCAUUACGAGAGAAAACUCACACACGUCCAGAUAUCAAGUUCCGCACCGAUGACGCGUUCCUGUUGAGAUUCUUACGAGCCAGAAAGUUCGACGUAAACCGAGCGUUUAAAAAUCUUGUUGCCUAUUAUGAAAUCCGUCACGAGUAUCCAGAAGUUUUUGACAACCUGGAAGUGGACAAAUUGAAAUAUAUCUGGGAAGAAGGACUUGACGGAAUGUUUCCCGGGAAAGACUCCGAAGGCCGCCGUGUUGGCGUAUUUCGACCAGGAAAACUUGACGUUGAUAAAUACAGUGUGAAAGACAUGGCACGUGCAAGCGUGUUAACAAUCGAGAAAAUGCUAGAAGACGAAGAGUCUCAGAUAACUGGUGUCGUAAUGAUUGGCGACUUUGCCGACUACACUGCCAAACACGCUCUUCAUAAUGGACCGUCAUUCGCCAAGUUGAUGAUGUCAAUUACCGAGAGUGCCAUGCCAAUUAGAAAUAAAGGAGUUCAUUUUGUCAAUACCCCCUCAAUAUUUGAAGCAGGUAUGGCGAUAUGGAGUGUGUUUAUGACUGAAAAGAUGAAGAAAAGGAUCAGAGUACAUGGCGACGAGUAUGGUACAUUGCACAAGUACAUUCCAUCAGCUAAUCUGCCGUCAGAUUACGGUGGAACCCAGCCAAGUGUGACAGAAUGUACCACAAAAUGGAUGAAAGAAUUACAAACAUGGGAGACAAAGUACAUCGCUGAAAAUGAUAAAUACGGUAUUCCGAAGAUGAAGGACGCCCUCGGUAAAGACGCCAAGACCAUAGACCCCAGUGGAGGACUCGUUGGAAGCUUCAAGAAAAUAGAACUAUAGUCAGAUUAAUCAUUCAAAGUCAUAGCAUACAAAACAAACUUGUCUAUUGUCACUUUUAAAAUGUGCAAAACAUUACAUUACAAAAUAUAUAAGACUAAAAAAUGGAACACGAUAUAUGUUUAAUGAAACUACUAAUUCCUGGACUUGCAUGCGUCAAGACGCUUAGCUGAAUCUACGAACAUCGGGCAUGGUUUUAUUGCUUUCAGUGUUAUUGACGACAAUACUUAAGAAAGAGAUAAUUAAAGUCGUAUUCUUUCCCAUUGUUUUGGAGUUACUAGACACUGGCAUCGCCAGCCGUUAACGUGAAAUUUGCAAAUGCGUGACUCGUAGUUAAGAAAAAUAACAAACAUUAUGCAGUUGUAUGAGCCACUUGUAUUCACGUUUUCUCUUGGGAUCAUUGGUUUGUUACAUAUUGCAGCGUUACGUCAUUCCUAGAUGGCUCUAUUGAAACGACCACGCCAUGCCGGAAUACGUAAGAGUAUUUGUAUACUGGGUAACUUGUGAAUUAAACUUGAAUGAAUUGAUCAAUCAAAACGAA